Molecule: messenger RNA, 515 nt
Organism: Lottia gigantea (owl limpet)
Lineage: Eukaryota; Metazoa; Mollusca; Gastropoda; Lottiidae
Exons: 6
Coding region: 81-515 (144 amino acids)
Molecular function (GO): calcium ion binding
Source: RefSeq, a predicted model, not a curated record
CUGAAGAGGCUUGCAGAAGUUUAGUUACCUGUUUGGAUAGAAAAGGCUCAGGGUAUCUUGAUUUAGAUGAAAUACGAAAAAUGUGGAAAGAGAUCACUGCUUAUAGGAAUGUUUUUCGACAGUUUGAUAAAGAUAAAUCUAAUGUUGUUGAUGGUUAUGAAUUACAAACUAUGUUUAGUAAAAUAGGAUUUCCCAUCGAAAAAUCUUUGGUUACCUCAAUAUUACGACGAUAUGGAGGACGAACUGGAACAUUAUCACUAGAUACCUUUAUUAUUGUCAUCUGUAAACUAGUAUUUAUGUUCAGUAUUUUUCAAGAUCAUAAAAGUAAAACAAGACAAAAUUCUAAAGCUGAUAUAGCAGAGUUCACCAGAAGUGAGAUGAAGAAGACUUGUCAAAAGGAACUGACCUGUAAUAGGCUAUUAAACAGGCCAAGUGGUAGUUAUUCUCAAUUUUCAAAGGCAUGCACCGUCAUUUCCAAGCAUAUCACCAUCUUCAUCAUCAGCUUCCUUUCGUAA